AUGGAGGAGGUGGUGAAGAAGGAGGUGGUGGCGACGGAGGUGGAGAAGAAGACAGGGGAUGAGGAGAAGAUGGAGACAGAUAAGGAAGAGUCUGAGGACGAGAAGGAUGACGAGGAGGACGACGAAGAUGAUGACGAGAAGGAGAAGCAUAACGACAAGGAGGAUGACAAGGAGGACGAGGAGGACAAAGACAAGAAGGAUGACGACAAGGAGGAGGACAAGGACAAUGACAAGGAGGAUGACAAGGAGGAUGACAAGGAGGAUGACAAGGAGGAGGACGAUGACAAGGAGAAGGAUGACGACAAGGAGGAUGACGACAAGGAGGAGCACAAGAAGAAGAAUAACGACAAGGAGGAGGAGGGGGAGGACAAGGCACAGAAGGAGGACAACAAGGAGGACGAGGAGAAGAUGGAGGAGGUGCAGCAGGAGCAGGAGAAGAGGAAGCGAGGGGGCCUGACGACCCCAGCUGGAGAGGCAGUGAGCCAUGCCAUGUCUGGCACCACGUGGAGCGCGCUGUCCUCGGCUGGCACGGCCUCCAUCCGCAGCCAAUCGCCCCAAGCAAUCCUGAACCUAUUCGGGCCUCAUCUGAGCCGGCGCGAGCGUAAGGAGCUUGCCGCCAUGCGGGAGGUUUGGUACUUCUCCCUGGAUAGCGGCGACAGACCCGGGGGAUUUUCCAAUGGCGGUUACGACAACGAUGAGGAACACUACGUGCCGGUCCAGCACGAGCACCUCAACUUCCGCUAUCAGGUGCUAAAUAUGAUCGGAGAGGGAGGUCAGGGCCUGGUGGUAAAGUGCCUCGACCACAAGACCAACAACCUGGUGGCCGUCAAGAUACUGGCGUCGCCUUCCAACCCCAUGGACGAGAAGUCGCAAGGCAGGGAGCUGCAGAUAUCCCGGGAGCUCCAGAGCGAGCGCAGCGAUGUGGACCAUGGCGUGAUCAGAGUCCUGUCCACUUUCCACUUCCGUGGGCACAGCUGCAUUGUCCUGGAGCUGUUGAAGGCGAACCUCCAUCAGGUGAUUAAGGAAGCGGGCGAACAGCACAUCGACAUGGACAUGGUGAAGACGUACACCUGUGGCAUUCUCCUCUUCCUGUCCCACGUCAAGUCGAGGGGCAUCGUCCACGCGGACAUCAAGCCGGACAACGUUCUGGUCAAAGACACUGUGGCUGGCACCGUGAGGGUCACAGACUUUGGGUGCAGCUUCUUCAUGACACGGUUCUACGUGGCCCCGGAGCUGCUGCUGGGCUACCUUGUCACCUAUGCCAUCGACAUGUGGGCCCUGGGUUGCACCGUGGCCGAGUUGGUUACCGGCAGGGAGCUCUUCUCGUCGCUGAGCAACGAGGACCACCUCCCUUGCUGCAUCGAGAUUCUCGGGAAGCCCCCAAGAUGCUUGGUGGAUGGAGCCCCCUACAGAAAUCAAUACUUUGACCGUCGGGGCAAACCGUACAGCCCAGAAAAGCGACGGAUACCGAGAAGGUACCCCCUGGAACGCAUACUCUGGGGACACAGCCAACAGCUGAUAAACUUCAUCAGCUGCUGCCUGCGAGCGGAGCCGGAGCAGCCCCCAUCAUCAUCAUCAACAUCCUCACCGCUCGCCCAGAACUCGGGAGAUAGGGCGGAGGAUGUGGAGGAGGUGGUGAAGAAGGAGGUGGUGGCGACGGAGGUGGAGAAGAAGACAGGGGAUGAGGAGAAGAUGGAGACAGAUAAGGAAGAGUCUGAGGACGAGAAGGAUGAUGAGGAGGACGACGAAGAUGAUGAUGAGAAGGAGAAGCAUAACGACAAGGAGGAUGACAAGGAGGACGAGGAGGACAAUGACAAGAAGGAUGACGACAAGGAGGAGGACAAGGACAAUGACAAGGACAAUGACAAGGAGGAUGACAAGGAGGAUGACAAGGAGGAUGACAAGGAGGAGGACGAUGACAAGGAGAAGGAUGACGACAAGGAGGAUGACGACAAGGAGGAGCACAAGAAGAAGAGUAACGACAAGGAAGAGGAGGGGGAGGACACGGCACAGAAGGAAGACAACAAGGAGGACGAGGAGAAGAUGGAGGAGGUGCAGCAGGAGCAGGAGAAGAGGAAGCGAGGGGGCCUGGUGUGUGUGGGCAGGGUGCUCCGCUCACUCCGCUCGCUUCUCCGCCGCAUGCUGCUGUGUGGUGGCCGGCCCACCACACAGUAGGGGGUGGCGAUGGUGGUGGAGUCGGUGCCAACCACCACCACCACAAGCAGCACCAUGCACCCACCACCCA
This is a messenger RNA of Petromyzon marinus (sea lamprey), 2245 nucleotides long. The record is from RefSeq and is a predicted model, not a curated record. Lineage: Eukaryota; Metazoa; Chordata; Hyperoartia; Petromyzontiformes; Petromyzontidae.